CCAGCAGUCACUGGGUCCUGGGUGAGUUUCGUUGCAACAAGCGCUGUGGUUCAGACUACAGACAGAGCAGGCUGUGCAGCAGAGCGAGCCGCACAACAUCACAGCAUACAGGAAGCAGCCGCCCGCCAGCACAGUCUCAAACCCUGCUCCUUUUACCGAUGUGACAGCAGGAGCGCGUGAAAAAGCUGCUGCCACGAGCUGAACCCUAGGUCGGCGCAGUCGGUGUUCAUUCGGAGGAGAAACCGCCUACAGCCGGACAUGGAUUAUUGGUACCCGUCUUCACCACUUUGGAUUUAGUUAAGACCCCGCGCGCCUCCCUCUUGUCUCUCCUCCCCAGGUGAAGUGAGUGCGCAAAGAACAGGUGGAUCCUGUUUCUGUGUUCAGCUUUAUCCUCCUUCAUCCGCCUGUCACCUUUAUGGGGAACCAGGUGGAGAAACUUACGCAUUUAAAUUACGCAGAGGUGCCAACGGCGGACCCGAAUGGGUUCGACCCGGACGACGACGGACCGCGGAUCGGCGUCUCUUACAUUUUCUCCAACAACGACGACGACGACGAGCAGGACGAACAUUUGGACCGCUUUUCGUCGGACAAGCAACGCGUGGCGAACCAUGAGGAGAAGCCCUACGACCCCGAGGACGAGCUCGAGUGUGCGAUUUACUACCGAGAGGAGUGCGUCUACGAGACAAACCGCGGAGCCGCGGCUCACUCUGCGGAAAGUCUCCUGAACAAGUGCAGACCGGGAGACCUGCUGCAGUUUGUGGCAACUGGACAGUAUCCUCACUGGGCUGUCUACGUCGGGGACUUCCAGGUGGUUCAUUUGCACAGGGCUGAGAUAAAGAACAACUUUCUCACCGAUGUGAGCCAGGGCAAAAAAGGCAGGAUAGUGAACGGCCUCUACAGGUACCGUGCGCUCCCGCCGGAGGUGAUCGUGCGCAACGCCCUGGACCACGUUGGCUCGAGAGACAGAGAGCUGUACUGGAGAAACUCUGAGUGCUUUGCUGCCUGGUGCCGCUUUGGCAAACGGGAGUUUAAAAUCGGAGGGGAGAUAAGGAUAGGAAAGCAGCCGUACAAGUUAAAAUUACUCUUUUCAGAAAAGAAGAGUCACGUCCUGGAGUUUCAGAGCCUGGAGGACGUGAUCAUGGAAAAAAGGAGGAACGAUCAGAUCGGCAAAGAUGCUGUGACGCAAGAGCUGGCCAACCACCUGAACGCAACAAAUGAAAUCAAAGAGGAGCAUUUCGUCAACUGAUUGUGGAUGCUGGGUAACCAGGUGCGGAUUGGAGUUUUAGGUCAAAGGAUGUGUUCAAUGAGCAACUCUCUAAUGCUGAAAAACAGAGCGUGUGUGUUGUUGAGGGAGCAUUUAUCCCUCGCAGUCAACCAACAAGAGCUUUGUCCGUGGGCUUGGGUGCAUGAGCCAAACAAAAGUGCGUUUUUAAGAGGGAGUUCCAAAAUGAUCCAAAUGAGAGGAAAAGCCCCUGACAUCUGGGGUGACACUUGUUUCAUUCUCAAGUGCAUUAGCAGAGCAGCUCACAGGGGAGGGACAAAAUUCCCAGGAAACAAGUGAAAAUUGCACACUGUCAAAUAUCCUUCCUCUUUUUGAAGAAAAAAUAUUUUACACACCCAACCCAAGAUUAAGUAACUUGAUGGAUCAAUUUGCAUCUAAGCUGCACCUGCAUUCUAAUCAUUUGGGGAUGUAGUCAGAAUUGAAUUGCCCAUAAUUAUCUUCCUAAUCCAGUGACUAUUUGCACAGAGAAC
Perca flavescens (yellow perch) is the source of this 1752-nucleotide messenger RNA. It is a transcript of the gene lratd2b, whose product is annotated as LRAT domain containing 2b. The transcript has 2 exons. Bases 416 to 1246 code for a protein of 276 amino acids. NCBI's taxonomy places the organism in Eukaryota, Metazoa, Chordata, Actinopteri, Perciformes, Percidae. The record is from RefSeq and is a predicted model, not a curated record.